AUGGUCAAGUUCCUCGACAAGCUCUCGGAUCUGGCAAAAGCGGCGCUCGGCCAGAAGAGCGGCGCGUCCUACGACGCGCGCGUCGUCGCCGAGUCGCAGAAGCGCUACGAGAGCCUCCUGCGCGACGUGGAGCGCAUCUUCCCCGGCGUGUCGACGAUCGUGCUCGCGACGAUCGGCGGCGACGUGCUCGCGCGGCACCCGCGGCCGCCGAGCGCGUCGAAAGCCGCCGUCGACGACUCGGAGUUCGAGGACAUCCCCGCGGAGCUGCGGGCGCUGGACGACGAGAUGACCGCCGGCGACCUCGAGUUCGACGAGUUUCUCGUCGGC
Molecule: messenger RNA, 327 nt
Organism: Aureococcus anophagefferens
Lineage: Eukaryota; Pelagophyceae; Pelagomonadales; Pelagomonadaceae
Exons: 1
Source: RefSeq, a predicted model, not a curated record